UUGUCGCUUAGUCUGCUGUCGGCGCUUCAACCGCAAAGUAACCGCAAAUCGUGUGGAGCUGGCCCCAUAGGCACCCUUAGGCACACACACACGCACACAUAUAUAGUCGGGUUCUGUACGUGUCGGGCACUAUUCCGAUAGCCUAAGGAUAAGCGGCGCGUGCGCGUAUUUCGCAUCGAAUCGAGUUUCAAAAAAUUCUGAAAAUCUCGCAGGAUUUCUGUUCUCAGUUGCCAAGUGUGUUAUCGACAGUGUCGAGAGUGACUUGAAAGGAGAUAAGAAGAGAAAAGAAUACAAGUAUUACAAAAAUUUCACAUAUUGUUGUAAGGAUUUUGUGCACUAACAGACGCCACUAGCCGCCAAUCAGCAAAAAAAAGCGAACAAAAUGUCGGUCAGAUUGAAUGAAACACAAACCAUUGUGGACCGUAUGGUGAACUUCUUUGUGGAGCACGAGGAUCUGCGCACUAAGAGCUGGUUCCUCUCGAAUGCGCCCGGACCGCUGUUCAUGAUCCUGGGCGCGUAUCUGUACUUCUGUUUGUAUGCGGGCCCCCGCUAUAUGCGCGACCGGAAGCCCUUCGAGCUGAAGAACACGCUGCUCAUCUACAAUGCCGUGCAGGUGCUGCUCAGCUGGGUGCUCUUCUACGAGGGCUACAAGGGCGGCUGGGGCGGACACUACAACUUCAAGUGCCAGCCCGUCACCUAUUCCACGGACCCCAUCUCCAUGAGGAUGGCCCGUGCUGUGUGGCUUUACUACAUAGCCAAAAUAACCGAGCUGCUGGACACCGUGUUCUUUGUGCUGCGCAAGAAGCAGCGCCAGAUUUCGUUCCUGCACCUCUACCACCACACGCUGAUGCCGGUGUGCGCCUUCAUUGGGGUUAAGUACUUUGCCGGCGGCCACGGCACACUGCUGGGCUUCAUCAACUCGUUCAUCCACAUCAUCAUGUACGCCUACUACUUGCUCUCGGCCAUGGGACCCAAGGUGCAGAAGUAUCUGUGGUGGAAGAAGUACAUCACCAUUCUGCAGAUCGUGCAAUUCCUUAUCAUAUUCGUGCACACCCUGCAGAUCCAGUUCCAGCCCAACUGCAACUUCCCGAAGUCCAUCGCCGCUCUGCUGACCUUCAACGCCGGCCUCUUCACCUACAUGUUCAGCUCCUUCUACGUGCAGAACUACAAGAAGGAGGCCAAGCAGGCGGCUGCGGCCAAACAGGCCAAGCUGGCAGCGAAAAAGGAGUAGCUCGCUUCCUUCUGCUGCCAACGCUGUCGCCACCACCGCCGCUGCUCUUGUGCCUUAGAACGGCUGGAUCGGAGCCGUUAGUUAGGUUUUCUCUAAUUUAGGUACAUUUAUGUAGAGUACGAAUAUAGGGUCCCUCACCCCAUGUCACUGAUACUGUGAAGAUUCUCUACUAAUUUCGCUGCCGCCCACACAUCGACCUGUUGACUCGUCGACCUCGUUGUCCACCCCCCUGCAUUCAAUACACCUACAUAGAUAAAACGAAAAAAUUGGGAGAAAAACGGAUAUUACAUUUUGUAGUUUGUAAGUUAUUUUUGUAGAACAUAUUUAGCGAAGGGUGACAUGCCACAGUGCGAGAUCUUUGCACCUUUCCCGCAAAGACAGAGAGAGAGAGAGAGUGCAAUAGAACCAAAUAUUAUUAUUUAGUUCAAAUAGUUAUUACUUAUCGAAAUCGAGAGUGUUUGGAGGAGCGAGCCACAACCACAGCAGCAACUUACAAUGUUAACGUUUUGAAUAGUGGCAACAGGUAAUUCAGAGAAGCGCCAGCAACAAUAUCAUGCAAUCAACUUGCCCCCACCCCCUCCCCCUCCUACGCCCACGCCCACGCCUACGCCCCUCUUCCAAAAUUAAAAUACGUUUUAUGAUUAUUGUGGCCGCAUGCGGCGUGAAAUUUCAUAACAUUUGUUUGGUGCCACUAGACUAUUUGCUUUAGUAUUAACAAAAAACAUGUAUGACUUGUAUGUUUUUGGAACAAUAAAUAUUGAAAUACAUAAAAUUCAAGACAGAAA
Messenger RNA from Scaptodrosophila lebanonensis, 2016 nucleotides. Its product is annotated as elongation of very long chain fatty acids protein AAEL008004. The transcript has 5 exons. Gene Ontology annotation, molecular function: fatty acid elongase activity. Gene Ontology annotation, biological process: fatty acid elongation, saturated fatty acid; sphingolipid biosynthetic process; fatty acid elongation, polyunsaturated fatty acid. Gene Ontology annotation, cellular component: endoplasmic reticulum membrane. The record is from RefSeq and is a predicted model, not a curated record. The coding region runs from base 383 to 1231 and encodes 282 amino acids. NCBI's taxonomy places the organism in Eukaryota, Metazoa, Arthropoda, Insecta, Diptera, Drosophilidae.